Molecule: messenger RNA, 1934 nt
Organism: Drosophila willistoni
Lineage: Eukaryota; Metazoa; Arthropoda; Insecta; Diptera; Drosophilidae
Gene: TTLL1A
Product: polyglutamylase complex subunit TTLL1
Exons: 4
Coding region: 205-1845 (546 amino acids)
Biological process (GO): microtubule cytoskeleton organization; protein polyglutamylation
Cellular component (GO): cilium
Molecular function (GO): tubulin-glutamic acid ligase activity; tubulin binding
Source: RefSeq, a predicted model, not a curated record
UAUAUAUAUCUGUGGAGAAAAAAAAAGAUGUAAAUGUAUAAAUCCUCAGUUUCCAUUUCGUACUUACAUAAUUCAUAAACCUAAGCCACGAAAAACAACAACAACAACAACAACAACAACAACAAAAUCGCACUUACACUUACAAACUGGUCAAAAUUCCAAAUUUUUCAGGCUUAAAAUUGUUUUUGUUUCGAACACAACAAAAUGAAGAAACUCCCAUCCAAGCAAACAAAGAAUCUGAAAAGAAAAUUCCACGCGCCGGGUCAACGGCCACCUGGGUUAGAAAAUGAUAAUCAAACGGAUAUCCAAAUGAAAUUCAAACGAUCUUUGGGACCGCCGCGAUCAGAUAAAUGUCUGCUAUAUAGCACCGAUUGGGAGAAAUCGGCAUUGUUGUCGAAUUUUCGAAAACGAGGCUGGCUGCAAGUCCCAUCCUUUGAUGGCCAAUGGAAUUUUUAUUGGGCCUGCACGCAAAAUUGUCGUUAUAUCUUUGGUGUGGAUCAUCCGUAUCGCAUGCGAUCAGAUCAAAUAAUCAAUCACUUUCCCAACUCAGUGGAGUUAUCGCGCAAGGAUCUGUUGAUCAAGAAUAUAAAACGUUAUCGGAAAGAUCUAGAACGUAAGGGUGAUCCACUGGCCACCACAUAUGGGCCAAGUAUGAAAUUGGGCAUUGGUGGAACACGCUAUAUACAUUUGGAUAUCAUACCCAUGACAUUUGUCCUGCCGACCGAUUAUAAUUUGCUCGUCGAGGAAUUUCAUAAGAAUCCGGCAAGUACAUGGAUUGUCAAGCCGUGCAGUAAAUCUCAGGGUGUGGGCAUAUUUCUGGUUAAUAAAUUAUCCAAAUUGAAGAAAUAUGCCUACGAUGCCCGCACAUUUUAUCCGCACUUCAAUCGGGAUACUUGUGUGAUAUCGAAAUAUAUCGACAAUCCCUUACUAAUCGGUGGUAAAAAAUUCGAUUUACGUCUCUAUGUCCUGGUCACCACAUUCAAUCCACUGAAAGCCUAUCUAUAUAAUGAGGGAUUCUGUCGUUUCUGUACCGAGAAAUAUGAUCAAACGGAAAUCGAUAAUGUUUUUAUGCACUUGACCAAUGUCAGCAUACAAAAGACUAAUGAAGAGUACAAUACCAUCCAUGGCGGCAAAUGGCCUAUGCAGAAUCUUUGGCUCUAUUUGGACAGUAUGCGGGGUGAGGGCGUCUCGGAUGUUUUAUGGAAUCGCAUCUCGGACACCAUAAGGCAUUCUCUCAAUGCUGUUGCUCCUGUCAUGGCCAAUGAUCGUCAUUGCUUUGAGGUCUAUGGCUAUGACAUUAUAAUCGAUAAUAAUCUAAAGCCAUGGCUAGUUGAGAUCAAUACAUCGCCAUCAAUGCAUUCAACAACCACUAAUGAUCGGAUGCUGAAGGCUCGUCUCAUAGAUAAUGUCCUGCCUGUUGUUCUUCCACCUACGGGGAUACCUGAUGAUCAUUGGGAUAAAACACCACAUCCCGAUCUCUUGAAAAAUUUUACUCUUCUCUUACCCAUGGAUAAGGAGAAACCACAAUCGACAAAGCGCUCACCACAGCGCAAUAUUGUUGGCAAGAAGCGUCCAGUUGUCGUCAAACUCAAAAUCAAUAAAGAGGACGUGAAUGCAAUUUCAAAUUCGGAUUUACCCAGCACAUCUCAAAAGAGUCCAACAACUAUUGACAAAAUGAAAUGCCUGCCAAAAUGGGUUAGAUAUAAUUCACCCAUACCUAUGUUGCCACCGAUUCUCAACCUUCAGCGUCAAGUGGCUGGCUCCUCUACACCACCACCAGCACCACCAUCAGCCGAAUGCAGCCUAGCAAGCUCCAAGUCUUAUACUUCAAGGUUAUCUAAAUGAAAUGUGAUUAUAGAUUCACAACAUCAUACAUCUACAAUUCUUUGAAUAUUUCUACAUUUGGAGAAAAUAAACAAUGUCGAACCCCCAAA